Amaranthus tricolor (Joseph's coat) is the source of this 1619-nucleotide messenger RNA. RefSeq names its product mitotic spindle checkpoint protein BUBR1. The coding region runs from base 99 to 1301 and encodes 400 amino acids. The transcript has 11 exons. Gene Ontology annotation, biological process: mitotic spindle assembly checkpoint signaling; meiotic sister chromatid cohesion, centromeric. The record is from RefSeq and is a predicted model, not a curated record. Gene Ontology annotation, molecular function: protein kinase activity. Lineage: Eukaryota; Viridiplantae; Streptophyta; Magnoliopsida; Caryophyllales; Amaranthaceae.
UUUUUUUCUCUUCUUCAUCUGUUUUUAGUUUUUGUUGAUUGAGUUUCUUGCUUAAUACUUCGAUUGAGUGACGAUCUCGGUCACGUUUAAUUAAAGCAAUGGCGACAGAAAAUUAUGAAAAGAUGGAUCCAGAGUCCAAAUAUCUUAUGGAAAUGCGUGAAAAUUCAAAGAGAACUCAUGAAUCUGAAGAAGAAGAACCAGAAGAUGAAUUUCUAUGGGAUAAUCAAAAAGAGAAUGUCAGACCUUUGAAAAAAGGUCGUAAUGUAAAGCUAUUGAAUGAAUCACUUAAAUCUCACUACCAUCUUCCUCUCAAGCAAUCUUUACUUCUUACUCGAAGGAAGUUUAUUGAAGCCAUUGAUGAGUAUGUUGGUGAUGACCCUCUUCAACCCUGGCUUCGGUGCAUAAAGUGGGUGGAGCAAGCUUUUCCUGCUGGUGGAGAUUCCUCAGGCUUGCUUGUAAUCUAUGAGGAGUGCGUUCGUACAUUUUGGCAUGACGAUCGCUAUCGUGACGAUCAUCGAUAUCUUAGAAUCUGGCUUCAAUAUGCUGAAAAUUGUGCGGAUGCUGAAGUAAUAUACAGGUUUCUGGAUGCCAACAAGAUUGGUCAAUCUCAUUCUGCAUAUUAUGUUUCUUAUGCUUUGCAUAUGGAAUCCAAACGCAAGAUCAAAGCUGCCAAUCAAAUUUUCAAUCAAGCCCUUUCAAUAAAUGCUCGACCACAUGAUAAGCUGGAAGCAGCUUACAGGAAAUUUCUGGCUCGUACAAUGGCAAGAACUAAAACCACUACUGAUGAAGAUGAAAUGGAGAAUAUUUUAUCAGUUCGAGGAUUCGGCACUGUGCUGUCUGAAGGAGAAAACAGAAGAAACCAAAUGAGAGUUUCAGAAAUUUCCAGGAAAAGUAACAAGGGAAAUAGGGAUGAACGUAUACCUUUAUCUGUGUACAAGGAUAAAAAUAUGGAGAACAACUCUGAUUAUGGAUUAGAUUUAUCAAAAGGUGAAUCGAAAUCUUGGGAUACCCUUGCCACUCACAAAGAUAGGAACAAAGAGAACAAAGCCAUCCCUGCAAAGUGGACAUCAUAUAAGGUUAUGCAAAGACCUGGCAGUAGACUUGGAAGAGUUACCACUCCUGCAAUUGAAGUCUUUGUUGAUGAAGAAUGUGAACAUGGCAGAUUGCAACAAACUGCUGAUCCUCAAAACGAUUCAAAUUUGCUAUUAAAGGAAAGGGAUGAGGAUAAUAUCAAUAGGGAAACUGAAAUGCUCAAGGUAAAUCCACUGCGCAACUUCCCUGCUAGCAGCUUACCGCGAUGAAAUAAUUUUAUCAUGUACUCGUACAUCAUGUAAUCUUCUCUGGUGUUUAAUAUUUCUUUUUGCAUAACAUUGAUAUUAUGCGAUUGUUCAAAAGGGUUUAUAUUUUGUCUGUCUUACCAAGAAACUUAUGAAUUUGGAAAUGUUUGAUUUUAAAACCUCAGAUUGUAGUUGUCAUCAAUGGAAACCUUCCCCUGGAUCUGCAAUGUACAACUAAGAUGAGAUCUCCGCAAAUUUAAAGGAAAUGCAUUAUUUCUAUGUUUUGAAAUCCAUUGUGUGAUGGAAAUCGCUUUGCAAUUUUAAAUGUAGGCCAAUGUUGAG